AUGUCGGACAAGAAAGCAAGGACACGGAGGAAAACCGAGGGCAAGACUAAGACGACUGCAGCUAAUACACUCUUUGCACACUUUGGGAAACGAGCUCCAACCAACACAGAGAUCGAGCGCGAGCUAUUUAUUGAUUCUACCGAGAAAUCAUUAUCAAAGCCAGCGUAUAAUGCUCGUGUCGUAGCGUCCAGAACACCGUCUUUUCCGGAACCAAGUAUCAUCUCAUCCACAGGGAAGCGUAGGAGAGUCGAGUCGGACAGCCCACCUGGAACUCCUGUACGUCUACGGUCUCGUAGCCCGCUGGCUGUUCCAUCUAGUAGUCCGCCACAGCAGCCCAUCGAACGAUCUAGUAGCCCCAUUGUUUUGUCCAGCAGUCCGCCCCCUCGACCUAUCAGCCUACCUCCUCAGCCUAGCAGUCCAGUUGUUAUCCCCGCUAUUAGCUCUCCAACACUCCAGCCGCGUAGCCCAGUGAUAAUAGUCGAUGACGAAAGUCCCUUGUCCAGCCCUCCAAGUCCUCCCCCAACUCUCGAAGACGAAAAGGCGUCAGACAGUGACGGCCUUGGGCUCACUGCUCAUCCGUUUUUCGCUAAAGCAAGAGCUAAAGGCAAGGGCAAACAAAAACCCGCCCCGCGUCAUGAGAAAGGCAAACAAAAACCCAAAAGGCCGGCGGGAAGUCAGGAGUCUCCCAUUGAGAUUGGAGACGAGGGGUCGAACGAGACGAGUUCGGCGGUUCAUGCGUUUUUCAAACCUCGUAAAUCGAUCAAGAUUUCUGAAUCUCAAGAACCCAAGGCCAAAUUUACAGGAGGGGUGAUCCCUCCGUGGCCGACAUAUGAUUCGAUCCAUGUAGGGCACACGACAUGGCCCAUUGCCGAGCUGCCUGCGUGUCCCAUUCCGAGGCGCCGGCGAGCGGAACAUUCCACGACGUCGAUUUCAGAGGAGGCGACACGAGCGUGGGCUGAAAUGUAUCGGAGGUCUCAGGUGGAUGACGACAUACUCGACCUUUCAACGAGUAGAAUAGAUGCAUGGGCUGCUUUGCGACAUCCUAGAAACGAUGGCGACGAAAUUCCGGAGGAGCAUGCGAAAAAUCCAGCAAUUGCACGAUUUGACGACCCCUCAAGAGCAUUUGGACAGCCAGUAAAGUCAGACGAAAUCCUUGGGAAUCAACCUGAAGUUGAGCUCAUCAAGGAGUGGAUGAGCAAGCUCGCCGUGAAACGAAAAGAAGACGAAGAGCGGGAGGUUCGUGAGACUAUCGAGGCACAGAAGCAAAAGGACGAUGAGGAGCAGAAGGAACGAGAGCAAAAGAAUGAUCAGGAGCAGGGGGGACAAGAUGAGAAGGGGCACGAAGAUGAACAAGAACAGCAACAGCAACAACAGGAGGCAAAGAAGAAACGAAAGAAGAAGGUUAGGAGAGAGAAGCCGGUGGUAAUCGUGAGAGAUAGGAUUGUGAGGAACGUUAAAAAGCCUAGUCGGCGAGUCAAGGAAAACCAGAACGAAUACGACCCUGAAAUGAUCAACGACUUUAUCGACGAUGCGGAUGAAGACCAAGUCUACUAUGAGGAUAAAGAUAUAGGCAAUACCUUGGUCGUUUGUGGCGGAGUUGGAGCUGGGAAAAGUGCUGCUGUUCAUGCGUGUGCGCAAGAACUCGGAUGGACAGUACUCGAGAUCUAUCCGGGGAUCGGCAAGAGGGGAAUCGGGGCCAAUGGUCUGGCAGGUUGGGUUGGAGACGCAAAAAUGAAUCACACGGUCGACAAAGUUGACAAGGAUAAUAUUGCCCAAUCGGUUAUUUUGCUUGACCAGGUUGACAUGUGGUUUGAGCAAGACUCCCAGUUUUGGACCGCUGUCCAAAACUUAGUUAAUGGAUCAUUGCGAGGAGUCAUAAUGACCACAAAUGACAUCUAUGCGUUUGAGGACCAGUUUCCAGUCCAUAGGUACCCAGAACUUGACCAAGUGGACCCUGAUUUGGCGAGUUCGUACUUGUAUGCGCAAGCACGGGCUGCACUGCUUCAUCAGGCUGGUGGAAUAGAGACAGAUGCGGAUGUACCCCACAGGUUACCGUCGCGCCAGGCGUUUCGGGAACUGUUCAAUAAGACUGCCUUGGCUCCUAGGUUGCCUAGCUUUAUGCUUCAGGACAUCCCAAUGCACCCUCACCCAUCCCAAAUGGAUAAGCUAAAGGCUCUGGGGCGCGCGUUGGAAGAGACCAAAUUCUGGGUGGUCCACGGUCGUAAUUGCCAGGAACGGGAGGAGCGAGAGCCAGUGGAUGUACGGGAAGCAUGGGACGCGUGCGGGUAUGAUGUUGUAGAGAACCUGGGCGAUUGGAGCCAAUCCAAGGUAGUGAAACACCCAGGUAACGUAGAAGCGGUCGAAGCAAUGCGGCUGGAAAGAUUUUCAGACACACUUUCGUGGGUCGACGCACACCUGGAACGUCGCUGGGGACGGCAACUCGAAGCCGCUGAAGUAGAUCGGUAUCAACCAGGGCCGGAUGACCAGGCGUAUCAUAAGCAAGUCGAAUUGUGCAAGCCAUUCAAACUCGAGUCGGUUGGAAUCGCCGAGCACUGCGUUGACGCGAAUAUUGCGUUCGCCGUAUUAUGUUUGGCCCGACGUCGGUUAGAGCGUAGCGGAGUAGGUGGCGGUGCACGACAAAAUCUGAAAGUUGUGGCCCACUUUGACGCACGGAAGCUCGAAGAAACCCGGUCGGAAUACCAAGAUGGUCUACUGACGUUUUUGGAAACAUACAUUUUGUCUGAAGCAACGGAUCAGUUGCCUCACGCACCAGUUGUACUGGAUGUGCUGCCUGUGGUGCGUCGGAUGGUUGCAAUAGACGACGAGUUUGAAAAAGAAGCGGAAAAGGGACCGGUUCGGGUGGAACGGGGAGGACGUCCACGCAGGGCGGCAGCUCAGUCGCAGAAGUACGUUCGGUACCUGACGUUGCAUGAAGUGGGCAAACAGGCCAAGGCGCUAGCAAUGGUGAAAGAAACCGAGUACAAACUCAUAUUGCCGAGAAGCGGGGUUAUUGGAAUUGCAUGCGGCGGGCACGUGGGCGGGGUGAUGGCCUCUGACGAGCGCGGGUCCGUGACCCCCGCCCGCACCCCGACACCGGGCAAUGACAAGCCACGCCUAACAUCUCUCGAGUAUCUCCAGCUGACUCAACGAUCUGGCCGAGGCUCAAUUACCGAUCCAUCGCUACAUGUGUCACAUCCACCCGCGAGUCCGAAACGUCCACCGAGUCCGCUACGGAUGAGAUCUCCAGGUAGCAAGCGCCGAGAGCGCGAGGAAGACGAGGCCGCUGAUUCUCCAGGCCCGGGACCACGCCUGCCCCAGGCGCACGACUUCAACUACACCAUGCGCCGCCAUUCGAUAGCCGCUGUCCCCCGUAUGCGACACCCACGUGAUCUGUCCCCGCUCACAAGGUCUCCUGAGCACACGAUGCCGUUCCUCCCGCCGCCAGCUGUAACUGGCCAGAAACGCAAGCUUACCGAGCGUCCGUUCCCCACUCCAAUGGAGCCCUCGGACCCCCGUUUCCCCGGUGCAAUGGCUCCGCCCCCAGGCAUCGACCAAGGCCCGCUGCUCAAACGCAGGGGCUCUGCAUUCGAUCCCCGGGUACCUAACAUCUACGAGCGACGAGACUCGAUAGGCGCUGCCCCGUGGCUUGCAGAUCGGCGUGAUUCCACCGCAUCUCUCUAUUCAAACACUUCAAUCGCAUCGAGUGUUGGAUAUACUACUGCCAAUUCGUCUACCUAUUCCCCCGAUACUCAGCUCCAUAACGGCAAUAAACCCGGUCAGGUCUAUGCGUGGCCUGAGCAAAUACUGGCCCGAGCCAGGAGCUCCCUCAGCGCUCCUUCCCUUCGUUCUCCGAGACUCAUGCAAACGGGACGGCCCAGAACUUUGUUGGGAACGGCAACGAUCGUGUAUCAAUGCAGCCUGUCGCUGUACCGUCGCUUCCUACCACCAAUGGAGAACGCCGAGAAGAUCGCAGGGCACCACGCCCGAGGCCGCAUCGCAGGCCACCGUUCCGCCCUCCGAAACCAAUGCCAGCGGGACAAACAGCAAUGCCGGCCCAGGCGAGACUCAGUAUCCGGCACGGCCAAGGAAACCCCUUAUUCCCGUUCCCCUGAACUUCGGGUAUCACAUAAACUCGCAGAGCGUAAACGACGCAAGGAAAUGAAGGACUUGUUCGACGAGCUACGGGAUCAUUUACCAGCUGACCGGGGCAUGAAGGCCAGUAAAUGGGAAAUCCUUAGCAAAGCAGUCAUACGCCGAAGUAAGCCAGGACUUGAUAUGGUUCGACACGAGCUCGAGGCCAUCCGUCCAGGUUCAAUUACUGGCCACCACCCUGUAGCCCCUCACCAUCCCCAUCCUCACCCCGGGUACGCCAUCCCGUACGGUGCGUAUCCCGUAUCCAACCACUACUCCGUUCAGCCUGGUGCAGGUUUGCCACCACCUCCCACUGGCCCCCAACCUCCACCUGCAUAG
This is a messenger RNA of Rhizoctonia solani, 4470 nucleotides long. Its product is annotated as helix loop helix DNA-binding domain protein. Gene Ontology annotation, cellular component: nucleus. The transcript is spliced from 10 exons. The coding region runs from base 1 to 4470 and encodes 1489 amino acids. The record is from RefSeq and is a predicted model, not a curated record. Gene Ontology annotation, molecular function: DNA binding; protein dimerization activity. NCBI's taxonomy places the organism in Eukaryota, Fungi, Basidiomycota, Agaricomycetes, Cantharellales, Ceratobasidiaceae.